CUAUGCUCGCUAAAUUCACAAAACCAGAAACGUGUUCCAACAAAAACAUAAACUUUCGGAAUUUGCAUCCAUUCAAAUUCCAUGGCAAGCAUGAAUGUAGUUCCUACUUCUGAAGCUGCAACUGCACCAAGAUUGGGAUGUAAACUAGCGUGUUUUGCCAGUGGGACCGAACGCCAUAGAUCGCGUUCGGUCAGAUUUCAUAUCAAAAGCGGGGACCAGGAUGUUCUAAGUAGUAGGAAGUCAUAUAUAAGAAAUCAUGUGAAUAACCCUGGACCAAUUUCAAAUUCAACCGGAAAAGAUCUAGAUUUAGAAUCUGGGACUACACCAAGAUUGGCAGGUAAGGUAGCAAUUAUAACAGGCGCGGCUCAAGGAAUAGGCGCGUCAACUGCAAAACUAUUCGCUAAACAUGGGGCGAAAGUUAUUAUUGCCGAUAUCCAAGAUGAUUUGGGUCAAUCUGUUUGUGAAGAAAUAGGCCUUGAAAAUGCAUCUUAUGUCCACUGUGAUGUAACUGUUGAGGCUGAUGUAGAAAAUGUUGUAAACUUUGCCACAACAAAGUAUGGUAAACUAGAUAUUAUGAUCAACAAUGCCGCUAUUCUAGGUCAAGCGAAACUCAGCAUUCUUGACAACGACAAAGCUGAUUUUGAUCGUGUUGUAAACGUGAAUCUAGCAGGCGUGUUCCUUGGAAUGAAGCACGCUGCUCGUGCCAUGAUUCCAGCCGCUUGUGGUAGCAUUAUCUCGAUUGGGAGUGUGUCUUCUGCUAUCGGCGGUGUUUCCCCACACGCGUAUACGAGUACCAAACAUGCAAUUUUUGGACUCACCAAGAAUGUGGCCGCAGAGCUUGGCAAACAUGGAAUUCGUGUCAAUUGUGUAUCACCAUAUCUUAUCCCACCGUCGGUCCCAGAAGAGAUAACUGGCUUAUAUCCAGAUAUAUUUGCAAACAUAUAUUCAAACAUCAAGGGAGUAGCUCUCAAGGAAGAAGAUGUAGCACAAGCCAUUCUAUUCUUUGGAAGUGAUGAGUCCAAGUAUAUAAGUGGCCAUAACUUAGCAGUUGAUGGGGGGUUUACCACAAUAAAUCCUGGGUUUGGCUUGUUUGCACCAGCUAAAUCAUCUUAAUAAUUUGCUUAUGAUAACUCCCUUUGGAUUUCUUUUAAUGUAUUAAUGGCACCAAGACAAAUUUUUAUGAAUAAAGUCAUAUUUUUGUUAUCAAA
This is a messenger RNA of Helianthus annuus (common sunflower), 1208 nucleotides long. RefSeq names its product secoisolariciresinol dehydrogenase. The record is from RefSeq and is a predicted model, not a curated record. NCBI's taxonomy places the organism in Eukaryota, Viridiplantae, Streptophyta, Magnoliopsida, Asterales, Asteraceae. The transcript is spliced from 3 exons. Bases 82 to 1113 code for a protein of 343 amino acids.